UCCAAAGUACCUCGCCCAUCCUUGACUUCUGCGACGUUGGAUGACUUAGACUCGGACCAAUAGGUCAGAAUAGACAGGUAAGGCAUUUGUGUUCAGUCUGGCCGUCCGUGCGGGCUUAGAAGAGCCAGCGAGACUCGCCAUCUCUUUCUCUCAUCCUGCCACUCUUGAAGUAGCCUUACGUGGCUCUUCUUGCAUCCAAAAAGCUGGCCUUUUGUAUCUCUUCACCCAUGGAACCCCAGAACGCAUCCAGGAGCUUCCGGCUGGCUUUCUAUUGCUCAGGGCAUGGUUAUGGGCACGCGACUCGCGUCUCGGCACUCGCGCGACACCUUCUAGGGCUCGAUUCCAACCCCGAGGUUUAUUUGGUGUCCACGGCUCCUGAACAUGUUUUCGCCGAUAGCAUUUCUCGGGGAGCCCAGUAUCGCCAUGCUUAUGUUGACCCCGUCAUCGUCCAACCAGUCGCUUAUCAUGUCGAUAGACAAAAGAGCAUCGAAGUGCUUCGAUCCUUUUUAGAUCAGAAAGACGAGUUCCUCGAAAGAGAGGUGGCAUGGCUGAAGUCCACCGACGUAGACUGCGUGCUCAGCGACUCCGCCUUUCUUGGAUGUUUAGCCGCAAAUGCCGCAAUGGUCCCCUGCAUACUCGUGACCAACUUCACUUUCGACUCAGUGUACAGCUACUUGUCUACUUCAUACGUGGACCGCACUUUACCGAUUGACUCUGUGACCUGGGAGUCUUCCGGCGAAGACUCCAACAUAACUGCGGACGUGCCCAUUCCUUAUGACGAUAUCAAGGCACUUGUCGACGAACUGCAUGCUGGAUACCGCUGCGCAGACCUUCUCGUGCUCCUACCUGGUGCAAUUCCUAUACCCUCAUUUUCUCGAUAUCCUCCGCUUCCUGCUCACCGCUGGACGGAUGAGAGCGACAACUCAUUAUUGCACACGGCCGUCGUUCACCUGGACAAGGGACCGGAAUAUGGUGGAUUACUCCCUGCUGUUCCCUUUCCUUCGCCUCCCGGUGCGCAAAAGUCGAUAGAGAAGCCACUGCCUCGGUUCGUGAUUCAAGCGCCACUGCUGGUGCGCACGCCCACCAACGUAGCCUCGGGUGAAAGCGUAUACACCCCGGCUGGACGUUCUGCCUUCCUCGCCUCACUUGGCGUCCCCGAACAUCUGCAUGAUCCUUCAACGACGCACAUCCUUGUGGUUUCCUUUGGAGGGCAGCGCAUCCGUCGUCCAAACUCGGGUGCGACCACACCUGUUCGCGGUCUACGGGCCACGAGCAGCAACACCUUAUCGAAUGGCCGUUCAGGCAGCACGUUGCUUUCUCCUGGAGCACUCCUUCCCCAUACAUCUGAUUCCCGCCUGGCUACAACAUCCCAGCUGCUCAUGCCUGGGGCCCCUCCCGCGUUCAAGCCCGAGUGCAGCCCUCUGCUUUCCUCAGGUUCAUUCCCGGACCGGCUUAGCACGGUAGACGAGAUAGUAACCGAGGACCUGCCACGUCUGCUUCCCGACGAAUCUUGGAUUGCUAUCGUCUGUGGAGUCUCCAAGGAACAGUGGGCAGAAGGCGAAGACGAACUUCCGGAAGGAUUCUACGUUGCUCCGAAGUAUGUCUACAUGCCGGAUUUAACGGCUGUGGCAGAUGUUAUACUCGGCAAACUGGGUUAUGGCACAGUCUCCGAGUGUGUCGAUUCGCAGACCCCUUUCGUGUAUGUGUCGCGCCCCCUUUUCGUCGAAGAGCAUGGGUUGCGCCGAUUACUUGAACAAAGCGGCGUCGGGCACGAACUAUCGAGGACCGCGUUUGAAUGCGGUGACUGGGCACACGCGGUGGAAAGGGCCUGGAAACGUGGCAAGCUGGCAAAAGACACGAUCCGGGCCAAGGGUGGUAAUCGCGGUCGAGACGAAGAGUGUAGACAAUUAGCUGUUAAGCUCGUGGAUUGGAUAACAGCUUGGAAGGAGGCAGUGAGAUAUCAAUAAGCACUUGAUUAUGUACAACGGACAUGUAUUCAGAUAGAUUGAACUAUUUAGCUAUUUAAAUGAUCUCUU
Molecule: messenger RNA, 2036 nt
Organism: Coniophora puteana RWD-64-598 SS2
Lineage: Eukaryota; Fungi; Basidiomycota; Agaricomycetes; Boletales; Coniophoraceae
Exons: 6
Coding region: 228-1967 (579 amino acids)
Source: RefSeq, a predicted model, not a curated record